Messenger RNA from Archocentrus centrarchus (flier cichlid), 3268 nucleotides. RefSeq names its product RNA helicase Mov10l1-like. NCBI's taxonomy places the organism in Eukaryota, Metazoa, Chordata, Actinopteri, Cichliformes, Cichlidae. The transcript has 23 exons. Bases 199 to 2607 code for a protein of 802 amino acids. Gene Ontology annotation, molecular function: helicase activity. The record is from RefSeq and is a predicted model, not a curated record.
UUUCUUACUUUGGUUGUGUACAGUACAGCGCCCCCUUUGGGCGCAUCCACCUUUCUUCUCAUAGCACCGCCCGCCCUUCCUGAUAAUAACCACGACCGAGCGUCCCCGCGUCGGUACUCGUGCCUGUGAGGUGCCACAGAACUCCGGCGUGGAAAAGCAGUGUGUGUAGCUAGCUGUCUGAGCUACCAUUUUGCAGAUAUGCUUGCUGCGGUGCGGUGUGUGCUUUCCAAGCUGAUUUCUCCAUUGUGGAGGACAGUAGAGGUGGAAGGAGACAUUUUCUCCAGUGAGCCAGGUAGUACAGACAUUCGCCACCUGAGGGGCCGUGUAGUGACCCAGCUGUGUCUUGACUAUGGCAUGAUAGACGAUGCAAUUUACUUCACUAGUGGUGAGGUCUUGGGUGGCGUGCCACUGAAAGAAGGAGACCUGGUGAACUGUAUAGCAGUAAGAGAUGGUGCCCAAGGGGGGUGGAAAGCUUUAAGGGUGGAGAAGAGUGCAGACGCUUGGGAGGAUGGAGGAAAAACCUCCUUAGAAGCUGAAAACCUGCAGCUGCGGCCUCUUAUUGGCACAGUCACAUCAUUUGAUGGAGAUGGUGGCUACAUAAAUCAGACCACAUACUUCCCACGCCACAGUCUUUGGGAAGGUUAUGAGCCAAUGAAAGGAGACUGGGUCCAAGCAAAAUAUUUUAUUAACCCUAACCAGUGGACUACCCAGGCUCAUUCUGUGGUCCCGUUACGCUAUUGCCGCCUAGACCAAGUGCGUGUGACCAGCACCUAUGGUCGCAAUGGAGUGGUGGAUAACAGUGUUUUCUUCAGCCUGGACUCUCUGCUGCUGCCUGCCCAUUACCAGCCUUUGCUGGGAGACCUGGUUAACCUGGUAAUGGUGGAGUGCCGUCAGUCUUUCUAUAGUUGGAGGGCUCUUUGCUUGGCACCCUGCUCUCAGAGUACAAGUCUUUCUGCUACACCUCUCCAAGAGGCUGAACUAAAGAGCAUCUUAGAAAACAAAGGAGGGCUGAAUGUAACAGACUACGGCCAGUUUGGGGAUUUGAUGAUUGGGGAGAUACGGGAGCUGGUGUUCUGGAUACAAAAUAAAGGUUCAGAGACCCACAAGCUGACAUGCUGUGACUUUGCUGGCUGGGACUCUGAAGAACAGUUCAUGCUGGUUAUUGAUAAAGGAUCCACAUCACUGAGGCAAAAAGGAGAACAGUUGCAAGAAAACUCUUCUGAGUCUUCAGAAAAACAAGAGAGAGAGGUAAAAGAUGUAGACAAAGAAAAUGGUGAUAUGCUGAAGGUGACGAUUCAGUCUGCUGGUCUAAGAAGAAGGGAAAGCGAGGUGGAUAUUUUACCAGGAGAGAGACUGCCGGUUGUAGUAGCCUGCCGAGCUAAGAGCCUGGGAGCUUGUGCUGAGCUGCUACUGCUGCGCUUCUCUUGUUUCACCAUCGGGAGGUGCCUGGAGGUCACAGUGCACAGUGAAGAGGAGACCGCGCUGCAGCCCACUGUGCCCUACACGCCUGUUGAUUAUCGCCCAGUGUCAGUGACACCUUUUCACGUGAUUACGGUAGCUGCUCCGAAUGAGACACCAAGGCUUCCUAAGCGACGGCUGCCACACUUCCUACCCAGCUACCCAGUGCCUCAGGCUCUAAGGAACUGUGUGGAAGCACAGAGUGAUGUCCUGGUAGUUCAGCCCUGCCUUGGAGAGGCACUGUCACCAUCAAACAUGCAUUCACGUUUCUCGGCCCUUCUGUGGCUGGAAGAAUUGCAUGCAGAAAAGGAACUGAGAGAAUUUUCAAUCAGUGGAGCUCUUCUCAGGAAAGGAGCUGUGUACCUGCACCUCCAGGUCCUCGGUUUGGCUGAAGGCAGACCUAAUCUCAAUAUAGGGGACAGAGUAGUACUGAAGAAACCACAGAGUGAUGGUGUGCUAUUGGAGUACAUUAGUUAUGUUACAGAGAUCAAUGAUGAAGAUGUGAGUUUGAAAGUGAACUCAGACUUCCAGCACAGCUACCUCGGAGAGCCACUUGAUGUUGAGUUCUCUUACAACAGAUUGACCAUGAGGCGGUGUCACAGUGCGCUUGACCAGACAAAACACUUUGGGGAGAUUCUCUUUCCCUCCAGAGUGACUCCUCAGACCCCUCGGUGGACUGGAAAAUGGAUAGAUGACCUAGACCAAAACAAAAUGGUGGAGGGCAAUAAGGUUCCUGCAACAGAAAAUGGAAAGGUGGCAGGCAUUACCACUGACAUGAUGUCAAAAGCCACACAGACUAAAGAUUGUGCACCAACAUCUAAACCCAUCCCCAGCAAAGGGCACUUCUUUAACCCAGACCUGAACCCCCCUCAGAAAGAGGCAGUGAAGAGGAUCCUAGCUGGGGCGUGUCGGCCCAUUCCGUAUGUGCUCUUUGGACCUCCGGGUACCGGAAAGACGAUCACCAUUAUAGAGGCCAUACUGCAGGUCUACUACUUCAUGCCCAGUAGUCGGGUACUUGUGUGCACCCCUUCGAAUAGUGCCGCCGACCUCAUCUGCAUCCGCCUACAUUACAGUGGCUUCAUGCAUGAUGCGAAUUUGGCCCGCGUCAAUGCGUCCUGUAGGCAGAACGAGUCUAUCCAGAGGUGCUGAGAGUGUACUCUAGGGCAGGAGAGGACAUUCGUCAAGCUGCUUUCCACAGGAUUGUGGUCAGCACCUGCUCCAGUGCCGGCAUGUUCCAUAAUAUAGACCUACCAGUGGGACAUUUUACCCAUCUGUUUCUGGAUGAAGCCGGCCAAGCCACUGAGCCAGAGUCCCUGAUCCCAAUGAGCCUUUUAUCUGAGACAGAUGGACAGGUAGUUUAGCAGGAGACCCCUGUCAGUUGGGUCCAGUGGUGAAGUCUAAGCUAGCCCUUGCCUUUGGCUUUGGGGUAUCUUUGUUGGAGAGGCUGAUGGCCAACCCUCUGUACGCCAGACAUGACUGGGGCUACACCCAAAGCUGGUAACUAAGCUGGUCUACAACUACCGUUCUCAUGAGGCCUGCUCACGCUGCCUUCCAAGCUCUCUACCAGGGAGAACUGUGUGUAAAGCCCCAGGGCUAUUGUGGACUCCCUCUGCCAGGGGAAAAAUCUGCCCAAAAAAGGAUUCCCACUCCUUUUUCAUGGAGUCAGGGGGACAGAAAUGAGGGAAGGUAACAACCCAUCGGGUUUAACCCAGUAGAAGCUGUACAGGUCAUGCUCUACUGCUGUCACUGGCAAAGAAGCUCUACAACCCUGUGUGUAGCUCUGACAUUGGUGUCAUUUCCCCCUACAGAA